AUGUACAUGACAAAAGGACCCCCCGCAAAGCGAGUCUUCCUGAUAAAGGUGCGGGCCAUUAUACGACAAAUCCUUUUUGCCCCGGGCGCCUGUCAUGGCCCAGAGUGUUCCCACCCAGUCAGCAAACGACUAAAGGCAGAAGGCUACGACAUUGAGAUGGUUCAUUUACCGUCCGUAGGACCAGUCGAGUACCUUGCCGACUUCUCACCCGACGUUGCCCAUAUCAGAGCCGAGGUCGAACGCAUCGCCAAUUCUGGCCGAAGGAUCGUUGUGGUAGCUCACUCCUAUGGAGGCGUCGUGUCGAGCGAGGCAAUCCAGGGCUUGGACUUGGUAACACGCCCGAAGAACGGUCAGAGUGGCGGUGUUGCCCACUUGUUCCUUUGCUGCUCCUUCGUCAUAUCGAAGGGGAAAUCCGUAAUCGGCACUUUUGGCGGGAAUAACCUUCCAUGGUGGAAUAUUUCGGCAGAUCGCCUUGCCCUUAGUCCCAUUUCGCCCGGCGAAAUUUUCUACGUGUCAACCUCUGAGGUGCAGGGGGCAGUGGCCAGAUUGAAACCACACAGCUAUCAGACCCUCCAUAGUCCCGUCACGUAUGCUGCGUGGAAACACGUUCCUACGAUCUAUCUUUACUGUGUCAAGGAUAACGCCAUCCCUUUUUAUGUUAUCCCCAUUAGGACGGAAACGGUGGACGCGUCUCACAGCCCACUCUUUUCGGUCCCUGCAGAAAUGACGGCCGCCAUACGGAGGGUGGCUGGGGAGGGGGUUUGA
Molecule: messenger RNA, 765 nt
Organism: Aspergillus alliaceus
Lineage: Eukaryota; Fungi; Ascomycota; Eurotiomycetes; Eurotiales; Aspergillaceae
Product: alpha/beta hydrolase
Exons: 3
Coding region: 1-765 (254 amino acids)
Source: RefSeq, a predicted model, not a curated record